This is a messenger RNA of Mizuhopecten yessoensis (Yesso scallop), 5238 nucleotides long. RefSeq lists its product as uncharacterized. The transcript has 44 exons. Lineage: Eukaryota; Metazoa; Mollusca; Bivalvia; Pectinida; Pectinidae. Gene Ontology annotation, molecular function: protein binding. The annotation marks the transcript as partial. The record is from RefSeq and is a predicted model, not a curated record.
AACCACACUGUAAACAAUAUGGCGGGCAUUAUCAGAUUUUUGUCGAUAACGCUAUGAAGCGAAUACAUUUAUUUCGAUAUUAACACUUCUUGGGAUAUUAACUUGUUUACACAAGGUACAAGAUAAACAUCAGACAUGCCGGGGAAGGAACUAUUUCCAAAUCAACAGGAUCCUCGGGGAUCUUUCCGAUAUGGCACCAAUCGUCAGGUGGAGUUGACACUUCGUCAUGAAUUAGACGAUGUUGCCAAGAAGUCUGUGACAGAGAUUAUCUACAACAAACAACAGAAAAGCAAGGAACCUCUAGAUGAAGAGGAACAUACAACUAAACGACUCCAGCCAGAGUUUAUUCCUAAGAAGGUGAAAGAGAAGAGAAAAACACAGCCUGUCUUCCAUGAUGAUAUUCCAGCUAAGGGGGCUAAGAAGGACCCUAAAUUCCAGCUGGUGCCUAAUGUUCCCCCUUACAAUCCCCUGGAUAAGGGCAACAAUGCCCACGUCCCUGGGGACAAGACCAGGAAAUAUCCCUACAUCAAGGAAUCCACGGUUACUACUAAAGAGUUAAAGAAACCCCAUGUAUCCUCCGUGGGUGUCACACCUGCUAGACAAAGUGUGGAUGUGCCAGAUCUUAAAGUGAUUCUACAAGGUCAAGCUGCCUCUGUUGAUAAAGACUCCAUGCUUGACCAGAUGGCAAUGGCAAAUAAAGUACGUGCAGGCUCACCUGUAUCCCCUGAACCAGAACCAGAAGAAACCACAAGGGAAGAACCUUUGAUUCUAUCAGACCGUGACUGGUACAAGAAACCUGCCAUUAUAAGUUCUGAGGGAACAACCAGAGGGGUUCAGUUCAAAGAGAGACAAAAACCUGUGCCACACUUGUCAUCACUGAAGAAACCCCUCAAGAAACGACUGCAAACCCCUGCUCACAGCGCAACCAGUAUUCGGUCUUCCCUACAAAGUGAAAACAUUUCCCUGCCAGACGACGGAGUGUACAGUCAGUACGAUGAUGUAAUUGCUGGCCUUGACCAAGACAUGGAUAAUGUACAGACUGCCAUGCAAGCCCAGGAGGAAGGCGAGGAAAGAGCCGUCAGUCGUGAUGCCAAGUCAUCUAAAGAUCUGCUGGAGGAAGCCAGGAGAAUAUCCAGACCUGGGUCUGAGUCGAUGUACAAAACAGGCAAAAAGAAGGAAUCCCCAAGGAAGAAGGAGGGAAAAAAAGAUGGCAAAAAAUCUGCUAAAGACAAAGCAAAGGGAAAGAUGAAAGAGAAGGAAGAUGAGACAGAGGUCAAACCAAGGGUAGAGAGAACAGUAGAUGAGAUCAUUGCUUCGCUCCGGGCCCAUUCAGGGCAAAGGAAAAUGUCUGAAGCUGACCGGAGGAUACAGGAGCUACUGGAGGGUGUUAUGUCAGGAGACAGUCUCUAUGAGGAUGAAGAAGGAAAGAAGGAAGACUCUCCAGACGUGAAGAAAUCAGAUACAGAGUUGGAGCUGGAUCCCCAAAGUGUUUCACAAACCCCUCAGCCACUAGAGGGCAUUAGUGUGUCAUCCCCCUCAGGGGGAAACACCACUGUCCGAACUAGUUCAUCCGUCAUGGAGGGAUCAAAGGAAGGUGGGCAACAGGACCAGAUAGCAGAGGAGAAGGAAGAAGGAAAGACAGACGGCGAAGUAGGCAGUGGUCCAGCUGCCAAGGGCGCAACAGGAGAUAAACAAGUCGAAGAUAAGCCCCAGUCAGAUGUACCAAUUCCAUACCCUUCCACAGAGACUGUGCGAGGGGUUGUCUUCGGCGAUGAGAUCACCAAAGAAGGCAGAGUACCAGAGUCUGUAGACAUUACACAGAUUUAUGAGGAUCUUAUGGCCCCAGCUGAUGCGACCUAUGAAGACAUUGUUAGUGUAGCCGGACAAAGUUUUGACUUAGCAGGAAGAAAACUCAGGCAACCAAACUUUCCUCAGACUACAAUACAGUCAUCCUCAGUAUCUUUUUUGUCGUCAUGGAAACCAAUGUCUCCCCGAAAGUACCCUCCCCCUGAGCAGGAGGAAAUGCCCCGUCCUUCCAAGAAUAUCCACCAUUUUUGUACAGUUACAGCAGACUAUCAGCUUCCCGAUGAGUUCAGAAAUAUUGGACGUAAAUAUCACACUCCGAGCAGAUUUGAUGGCCAGAUUAAACAUCCAUACAGGGUAGGAUAUAAAGUUCUGACCUCCGUCAUUUUGACAGAGUUUGGAAGCUCAGGUCCAAGUCAGGAGGAGACUAUAGAGGAGGAAACAGCUUCACAGCUGUCAAAGGCUUCAGACGUCGAACGAGAAACAGAGCAGGACAGACUUGUGUCAGCUGCCAGACGGGUUUUGAUGGAGGCUGACGAUGAUAUGACAACUUCAAGGGAAGAUUCCUUCAUGAUCUGGAAACAACGUGCAGAGAAUGUGUUUGAGCAGGAUGACAUCACAGUAGAAGGUGCACAGAUAAUUCUGAAGUCGGACGAAUCACGUUUGUAUUGGAUGCCUGCUCCUCCCAAACUUGAUGUUCCACCAGUCAAGGUGAAGGAAGUCCUUUUCCCGGAAUACCAGCCUUCCGUUAUUUUGGGACAGGAUAUUCGUGAGCGGUCCUCUACUCAGCAGGAGGAGUAUGAGGAAAGCGAGGAAGAAGAGGAAGAGGAUGAUGUCACAGAAGCAGGACAGGAUUUGCAGGAGAGUUUCAAAGUCAUCCACGACAAGAGCUUGUCAUUUCAAGAUCUAACACAACUUGACAAAGCCAAAGCUGAAUACCAGGAAAAUGUGAAGGCAGGGAAAGUCAACCCAUAUGAAAAAAGGAAACUUUUGAAAGGAGAGGCUCCUGUAGACGAUGGAAAACCAGAAGAAUUGAGUCGAGAGUCGACCCCCAUAGGUCCCCCUCCUCCACAGAGUGGGGUUGUGGAACUCACAGAGGAGGAAUAUGAACCAGUCUUCCCCCUUCUAAGACGGAGUCGGUCAGAUCCCAUGCUGGUUGGCCUUGACGAUGAUACCCUCUUGGUGCCCCAGGAUUUCAACUCUGCAAUGGAUGAGAUAAAACGUCAGAAGAAAAAUAUCCGUCAAAUGAAACUGAAGUGGAGACUGGAGGAAAUAGAGAGGCUGGAUGAGGAAAAACGCCUCCUGGACCAAGAGAUGAAGGAACAAUCUAAGGAGGAUGUGGUCGUCAGCGUGAAACAGAAAGACGACUCAACAGCCGACGAAACUGACCAGUCAAACGUGGUAGAUGACCAUCACUCUUUGGUCAAUGAUCAUGGUCAGAAUCAGAAACUGACCAGUGGUGAAAAAGCUAGAUUUUCUAUGGAUGAACCAACACCCGCAGAGCUGGCCUUGGCUGCUGGGCGAGCGUAUGUCAUCUUACCUAAAAAGAGUAAGAAGAAGAGGAAACGUGCUCCUAUCAACAUGGCUCGUCUGGAUGACAUAGAGCAGUUCCUCAGAGCCCCACCAAAGCGUCUCCAACGUUCACACUCUCUGACCAACAUCGCCAAACCUGUGGAGAAAGAGCUGCGAGUUCCAAGCAAGGUGAGGAGCCGUAUCCGCAGCAGUAUACCAGACCUGCUUAACUUCGAUGACUAUGGCAAGAAAAAGGGACUCGGUGAUGAUGACGACAUGAGGGAAUGGGUACGUACCGUCUGGAAUCGGUGGUUUGAUGAACUGUUUCCCCCAACACCAUCUGAUUCUGAGGAAGAGGAAGAGCUGUCUGUGUCGGAGGAUCAGCCUAAAGAUGACAAGGCUGACAAAAAGAGGAAGGAAUCCCUGACGAGCUCUUUGUCAGAUAUCAUCAGUGUCAUUGACCCUAUCGAGGAAACAGACGAAAACCUGGAAUUACUUGAGAUUAUGUAUGAGGAGGUGGAGAAACUCGACAAGGAGAUAGCUGAUACAAAGAGGCCGAUAGCUUUUGACCACUGUAGAAGAGGUGCUCUCUUAAGAAAGCUUGGUAUGGUGAAGAGAGCAGAGGAAGAUCUUGAUAAAGCAAUACGUUUGGAACCCAGUUUGCUGGAUGCAUACUGGCACCGCCAUCUACUGUUUUUGCUACAAGACAAGAAAAAGGAGGCACUAGAUGACCUCACAUUUAUCCUCAAACACAGCAAGAACCAUUCUGGGGCCUAUCGAUCCAUGGCAGAGAUUUACCGUAAACAAGGGGAGAUAACCAUGGCAGUGAUAAAUUUCACACAGGCGGUCAAGCUUAAUCCACUGGACCAUGAGGCCUACUACCAGAGAGCGCUUAUGUAUGAAAAGAGAGGAGACAUGCUAUUGGCUCUUGAGGAUCUGUCUAAGGCAAAGAAGAUCAUGCCAACAAGAACUGAUGCUAUUCUAAAACAUGGUCUCUACUAUUUUGAGAUUGGGAACUGGACAAAUGCGAUUCAGGACUUCACCGAUUUGCUGAAAGUUGAUCCACUGGAUGCCUCAGCAAGAACAUAUCGGGGCCGAGCAUAUGCCAAGAUGCAGCAAUGGACGCCAGCUGUCCAGGACUUAUCUGCAGCCAUCCACCUCGAUCCUCUCAGCUGGCAGGCUUUUUACCACCGAGCCUGUAUCCUUAGAAAAGCUCAUCCUAAACGUGCUCUCCAUGACUAUAGUGUUUCUCUCCUCAUCAACGACACAGAUGAUAAUGUCAUGUCCUACCUUCAUCGAGGGAUCCUGUAUGAUACCAUGGGCAAACAUGAGGAUGCUAUUCCAGACUUUGAGAGUGUCCUGAAACUGAACAAAGACAUCGCCUGUGCCCAUGUAAACCUUGGUCUUAUCUUCAUGAACCACUACGAUAACUACCACAGGGCAAUCAAGAAGUUUUCUUCUGGCAUCAAGGUGGAUCCUACCUAUGUGAGAGCCUACGUUUGCCGAGGAGAAGCCUACCACAAAAUACAUGAGUUGAAGCUGGCCUUAAGAGACUUCACCAGAGCCAUCCAUCUGAGACCAGAUGUACACCAUUACUACAUGUAUCGUGGACAACUUGUGCUGGAGAUGGGCAAUCUGGACCUGGCAGCCUUCUGUGUUAGAUUCUUCAUGCGACUGCAGGAGUCAGAAUAUGGACAUGCCUCUGACAUUGGUACCCAAGACUCCGCCCUGGGACAGAUGCCAACACAACAGGCUGUUGUACAGACUUUCCUCAAGAAUUAUGGCAAGGCUAUAGAAGCCCUCAAUGUAGCGACCCGCUCCAAACCUGUAGGAUCACUGUUUAUGCUGCUAGGAAAAACACAGAUGAAGGCCAAACUUUACAAAGAUGCCAUCACCAGCUUCGAACGUGCUCUGGGAAUAUAU